GAAGCACAGCUGGCCAUGGCACUGCAACAGUCCAUAAGGGACAAGGAGGAGGAGGAGGAGGAUGAAGAGGAAGCACAGCUGGUGAUGGCACUGCAGCGAUCCAUGAAGGAGAUGAAGGAGGAGGAGGAAGAGGAGGAUGCGCAGCUGGCACUGGCACUGCAACGGUCCAUAAGGGACAAGGAUGAGGAGGAGGAUGAGGAGGAAGCACAGCUGAUGUUGGCACUGCAAUGCUCCAUAAGGGACAAGGAGGAAGAGGAGGAAGAGGAGGAGGAAGAAGCACAGCUGGCCAUGGCAAUGCAGCGCUCCAUAAUGGAAAAGAAAGAGGAUGAUGAUGGUGAGGAGGAAGCCCAACUGGCAAUGGUACUACAGCUCUCUAUGAAGGACAAGAAAGAGGAGGAGGAUGAUGAUGAUGGUGAAGAGGAAGCUCAACUGGCCCUGGCACUGCAGCGCUCCAUGAAGGAGAAGAAGGAGAAGGAGCAGGAUGAGGUAGAGGAGGAAGCCCAGCUGAUGUUGGCACUGCAGCUCUCUAUGAAGGACAAGAAAGAGGAUGAUGAUGAUGAAGAGGAUGCCCAGUUGGCCAUGGCACUGCAGCGCUCCAUAAGGGACAAUGAUGAUGAUGAUGAUGAUGAUGAUGAUGGUGGUGGUGAGGAAGCACGGCUGGCCAUGGCACUUCAGCGCUCCAUAAUGGAAAAGAAAGAGGAUGACGAUGAUGAAGAGGAAGCACAGCUGGCCCUGGCACUGCAGCGCUCCAUAAAGGACAAUGAUGAUGAUGAUGAUGGUGGUGAGGAUGAUGAAGAAGAGGAUGCCCAGCUGGCCCUGGCACUGCAGCUCUCCAUAAAGGACAAGGAAGAGGAGGAUGUUGAUGAUGAUGAUGAUGAUGAUGAUGAUGAUGAUGAUGAUGAUGAUGAUGAUGAUGAUGAUGAUGAUGAUGGUGAGGAAGCUCAGCUGGCCCUGGCACUGCAGCGCUCUAUGAAGGACAAGAAAGAGGAGGAUGAUGAUGAUGAUGAUGAUGAUGACGAUGAUGACGAUGAUGAAGAUGAAGAUGAAACCCACCCAUCCCCACAUCUCCCCCCUACUCUCCCCCUCUCUUCCACCACAUCCUCCCUGGAUUGCUCCCUUCGGGCGGCGGCGUCUGACCGCGCUGAGCUUCGUUUGGUCGCCGUUUCGGAGCGGGAUGGGGUGGCGGCGGCGGCGGCGCUGCGGGCGGCGCUACGUGCCGAGCUGCGGACGGUGCUGGUGAGGGACCGGGCGCUGCCGCGGGUGCCGUCGGUGUGCGUAGAGCUGCUGGCGCGGAGACACGGAGUGUGGAUACGGAGCCGGGGAUGCGGAGCCGCCGUGACCGGCUUCGGGGACGUCGUGGGGACGGCGGAGACGGAGCUGAGGGAGCUGCUGAGGGGAGCAGGACGGGGUGGAAGGUGGAGAAAAGGCCCGGAGUCGGAGGGCCCAGAGGAGUCGGUUCGGUUGCUGACGUUGGAUGAAGGCUCCAAGGAGUUCGAUGACGCCGUGAGCCAUUUCUAUGGCACCCUGCAGGAGCUGCGCGGCCGCAUCCGCGUCAUCAGGUGCUACGGGAAUGGGGGGCGCCAU
This is a messenger RNA of Coturnix japonica (Japanese quail), 1584 nucleotides long. NCBI's taxonomy places the organism in Eukaryota, Metazoa, Chordata, Aves, Galliformes, Phasianidae. The record is from RefSeq and is a predicted model, not a curated record.